Messenger RNA from Sodiomyces alkalinus F11, 309 nucleotides. RefSeq lists its product as hypothetical. The record is from RefSeq and is a predicted model, not a curated record. NCBI's taxonomy places the organism in Eukaryota, Fungi, Ascomycota, Sordariomycetes, Glomerellales, Plectosphaerellaceae. The transcript is spliced from 4 exons. The coding region runs from base 1 to 309 and encodes 102 amino acids.
AUGGCAUCAUGGGCCGAGUCUAGCACAGACUUGGUUGUGUUGCUACAUGUGACUAGCCAAGCAUGGCCCCAACUCCCGGCGUCGAUCAUUUUCCGGGACGAGGGUCCGUGGGAACCUGCCGCUGCCACCGAAUGCGGACAGCGAUUCGCUGCCGAAAAAAAGGACGACUUCAACGCUUAUCAACGUUUCGCCUCCGACAUGCGUCUUGAUCCGUCCAGAGGUGCCGCCCCGUCGUACCAUAUAUUAUUCGUGAACCAACGAACAUGGCACACCCUCGUCCAAGCUUCCACAGCAUUGGGCCGAACCUGA